UACUGCAGCAGCGUCGACGCAGUCGUCUUUGUCGUGGAUGCGACCGGCCGCCGUAGCCUCGGUGCGGCGCGGGACGCAUUGCACGCGGCGUUUGCCGUCGCCCGUCCAUCUCGAUGCCUCAUCGUGGCCAACAAGAUCGACCAGCCCGACUGUGUCGAUGCGUUGGAGCUGCUCGAGAUCCUCCGACCGGGCGAUGUAUUUGGCACGUCGUGGAGCUACUGCGCGGUGAGCGCAACGCAAGGCGACGGCCUGCGGCAGUGUCUCGCCUGGCUCGCCCACGAGCCUCUCGACGACGGCGCGCUGCUCCAGAUGCAAGACGACGAUGAUGACAACGACGCCAAUGAAGAGGAGGCGCGGGAGGAUUGGAUCUGGAUUGGAUCUGCCACCCACUUGCCCGGGUCGCUGGAGGUCUACUAUACCGACAUUCCGCUCUAA
Saprolegnia parasitica CBS 223.65 is the source of this 435-nucleotide messenger RNA. RefSeq lists its product as hypothetical. Gene Ontology annotation, molecular function: GTP binding; GTPase activity. Lineage: Eukaryota; Oomycota; Saprolegniomycetes; Saprolegniales; Saprolegniaceae. The annotation marks the transcript as partial. The record is from RefSeq and is a predicted model, not a curated record. The transcript has a single exon.